Messenger RNA from Carassius gibelio (silver crucian carp), 861 nucleotides. RefSeq lists its product as uncharacterized. The transcript is spliced from 5 exons. The coding region runs from base 1 to 861 and encodes 286 amino acids. The record is from RefSeq and is a predicted model, not a curated record. Gene Ontology annotation, biological process: interleukin-15-mediated signaling pathway; T cell activation; positive regulation of ERK1 and ERK2 cascade. Lineage: Eukaryota; Metazoa; Chordata; Actinopteri; Cypriniformes; Cyprinidae. Gene Ontology annotation, cellular component: external side of plasma membrane; membrane raft. Gene Ontology annotation, molecular function: protein tyrosine kinase binding; MHC class II protein binding.
AUGUAUUUGAUCAAAUAUGAUGCAUCAGAACUGAAAUCCUCCUCGUUAUACAGAGACACAGACUCCUCAAACCCACGAGACAACAGCUACACAGAGAGUUCUGGUGAAGAUGUCCGUCUGUCCUGUAAUAAUGCUCUUCCUGGCUGCACAUCAACUUUUUGGAACUAUGGCAGACCGUCAGGGUCAAUUGAACUGAUUGCUUUAGGAAUAAAGAAGACUGACACAGAGAGACACGAGAGACUGAGUCUGGGCUCUGACUGCUCUCUGAACAUCAAGAAAGUCACAAAAGAAGAUCGUGGACGUUACCUCUGCAGACAAUAUGUGAAUGAACAACAACAUGGAGCUGAUGCACAAGUUUAUCUGCAUGUUCUUCAUGUGUCUUCAUCACCCUCACAGUCUGAGAUCAGAUCAGGUCGCUCUCUGACUCUCUCCUGUCAGUUAUAUAAUGAUGAUCUAGUCUCUUGUGAUACUUCAGUCCGUUCUGAUGGUCUUGAUCUGAUCUGGGUGAAUCAGUCUGGUGUGAAUCUGCAGACAGACUCCAGAUUUCAGAUCUCAUUCUCCUCAGAACAGUGUCUCAUCUCUCUGAAUACAACACUCCUGAAUGAAGAUCACAACAGAGAGUGGAGAUGUCAGCUUAAACACAGAGAUCAACUGAAGACCUCAGCCACAUAUACUGUCAAGUAUCCAACUUCAGCUGAUUCAACACUGAUUCCAGUCAGCAGCUCAAACUCUGAGAAGAAAUCAAGUCAAACUACAGCAGCUUCUACAGAACAAGAGACACAGACUCCUCAAACCCCCGAGACAACAGCUACACAGAGCGGUAUUUCUAUAUGUCUUACUCAUCUCAGUGGUUUAAUGUGA